GCUGGAACUGAGGCUGAUGACAGCUGAGGAAAUUUCACAACAAUAACAAUGCCUUAGACUCGAGACUGAUGCACGAUCGCUCUUCAGAUCAGUGCAUCAUAACGCAGACAUUCACGAUGGAUCACUUACUGGGAAUAUUUGAUAACGGGACUGACAAGACAAUGCCAGAAUCUUUGCCACCAGAGCUCGAAGAAGGAAAUGUGGAAUACAAGUUAAAGCUUGUGAACCCCUCUGAGUCCCGUUUUGAGCACCUGGUCACCCAGAUGAAAUGGCGUCUCCAGGAAGGUCAUGGAGAGGCUAUCUACGAGAUUGGUGUGGAGGAUAACGGUCUGUGUGUGGGGCUGUCAGAGAGUGACCUCAACGCCUCAUUGACCAAUCUACAGAAAAUGGCACAGAGGCUUGGUGCAAGCCUGACAGUGCUGAGAGAGAGGAGUGUAGAGGAUGAGGACUGUAGUUAUGACAGGAAGGCCCUGGAGAUUUUAGUCCGCAAAGUACCAGAUGACCAGCAGUUCAUUGACUUGCGUGUGGCAGUGCUAGGCAAUGUGGAUGCUGGGAAAAGCACCCUGCUGGGAGUCCUCUCUCAGGGACAACUGGAUAAUGGGCGAGGAAGGGCCAGGCUUAACCUAUUCCGUCACUUACAUGAAAUACAGUCGGGAAGGACAUCUAGUAUCAGUCAUGAGAUUCUGGGCUUCAACAGUAAAGGCGAGAUUGUCAACUACAGCGAGUCUCGCUCCAUGGAGGAGAUCUGUGAGAACUCCAGUAAGCUGGUCACCCUGAUUGAUCUGGCUGGACAUCACAAGUACCUGAAGACCACCAUCCUGGGACUGACUGGCUAUUCUCCGGACUUCGCCAUGUUGGUGGUCAGUGCCAAUGCUGGACUGGCUGGGACGACCAAAGAACAUCUGGGUUUUGCUCUGGCACUGAAAGUACCGGUCAUCGUGGUGGUCACUAAAAUUGACCAGUGUAAGAAGGUGGUUGUGGAGAAGCUGAUCUCACAGCUAGACAAACUGUUGAAGUCUCCUGGCUGUAGUAAGAUCCCAGUCAGGGUGUCUGAUGAAGAUGAUGCCAUCACUGCAGCCACAAACUUUGCCUCAGAAAGGAUUUGCCCAGUGUUUACCAUAUCCUCAGUGAGUGGGAAGAAUUUGAACUUGCUGACCAAGUUCCUGAAUGUUGUUUCCCCGUUUAAGACCCAGUCAGAAAGAGAGAGGAGUAUGCAGGAAUUGACAGAGUAUCAGGUAGAUGAGGUGUAUUCAGUGCCGGGAGUGGGGACUGUUGUUGGGGGAACGUUACACAGGGGAAUCCUCAGUGAAGAAGACAAGGUGUUACUAGGUCCUACUGAGAAUGGAGAGUUUAUGAAGGUGAAUGUGCGCACCAUGCAUCGAAAUCGCCUCCCUUGUCGUGUGAUUCAGCCAGGACAAACGGCCACAGUGUCAAUACCAGACUGUGAUAGACGGACACUCAGAAAGGGUAUGAUGCUGCUGAGCCCUGGCAGCGAGCCCCAGUGUUGUAUAGAGUUCCUAGCUGAUAUAUACUUGCUGUUCCACAAGAAGAGUUUGAAGCAAGGCUUCCAGACCACAGUCCAUAUAGGCAGCAUAUCUCAGACAGCUACAAUAGUGGAUAUGAACAAGAAGAGUAUAAAGACGAAUGAGAGAGCGGUGGUGACAUUCCGCCUGAUCAAACAGCCUGAAUACAUCCGCCCAGGGGCUCGGCUUGUCUUCAGGGAGGGCAGGACUAAAGGGAUGGGAGAGGUUCUACAAAUCUCCCCAUAUGGAUCUAGAAAGGCUGUGUAGAUGUAAGCACUAUACAAUCAUCUAGUUUAGAAAGGCCAUUGUAAUAGAUACAUAUAUCGGUUUAUGUUAGAGAUUGUCCAGUGUUUUUGAAAGCUUAUUCGAUUUGUUAUUUCUAGGGCCCUGUGUUUAUAUUUUUUAAUAGUCUGAGCUAUAUCAGUCUACAUAUAGUUUAGGAGUGUUAUACCUUGGACUGCUGUAGUAGGUAAUAAUUUUUGUGAGUGAUGGUCCGGUGUUUUUGUAAACUUACAAAGUGAUCUGUUUUAAUGAUUUUUCUAGGCCCUGUAUACAAGCUGUGUCAGUGGAUAUGUGUAUCAACAUACAUGUAGGGCUGAUCUUAAAAAAUUCAUUGUUGGGUGAUCUUACCAGGUAAAUAUGGUUGAUUGGUAGGAAAAUAUGUUUGUUUGGUUUUUUUUAUUGGCAAAUGAAAAAGAAUUUUAAAGGAAUUAACAUGAAAAUGAAAUUAUAGGAAAAUAAAAGUUCUGUCAAAACUUAAAGAGUAGGGCUGUUUUUUUUUUACUGUCAGUUGAGUUCUGCUCAGUAAACAUAUUUUUAAUGAUGCCAUAGCUUUGUUUGUUGUGAUGGAAAUGAACUUUGCUGUUCUGAAAUACAGGUAUGAUGAUUUCAAAAAAGAAUCAUCUGUAUGCUUGUCAAGGUUAAAAAAAAAAUAAUUUGAGUGGAAUGAAAAUAUAGAGAUAUGUUAUUGGAGGUUACAAAUUUUUAUUGGUAAGGAAAUAGAUUGCAGCUUGAGAGAAUAAAGAUGUGGUUUUGCAGAUACAAGUUUUGUGUGGGACACUCACACUAAAGGGUUCAAGGGUCAGUAUUUAUCAGCUGACAAUGUGUAAAUGAUACAUGUAUAUGUAUUGGUGUAUAGUUUUUUUGCAUGUUCCAAUUUCACGUAUUGGCAGCAUUUUUCUGAUUAAUGGCAUAGAUCUAUACAGCCCUCCUAGGUCCUAUGUUGAAUAAUAAAUCCUAGAUUUAACUUAUGAUAAUAUUUUACAUGUAUUGCAUUAUAUUAUCGUUUGCUUAUCAGCUAGUAUAGUCUUAUGUAUCUUCUUUGAAUGACGAUUUGUUCAGUUACUGCUUUAUGUAUGCAUUAAAUGCAUUAUAGUAUAAGUGGUAGAGAAAUGUCUUUUUUGUUGUUUUUUUUUUUUUGCAGUAAAAAGACAUGCACAUGUAAUAUAUUAAUCUGUAAACGUUUGUUCAAUUUUCAUUUUGUGGGCGGGGAGGCGGGCGGGUGGCCACGCAGACUGUUUCAUAGGCCUGUUCAAAGUUUUGUUUGCAGUGAUUAAUGUUUUUGUUUUAGGAUUACAUCCAGGUUUAACUUGUAUUGAAAUACAUGUAUGUUUUGUUGGGUCUAUGCAGAUAUUAUGGGUACAAAAAGAAAUGUAAAUAAUGUUGCCUGUUGGUAAAGCUGAUGAUACAGGGACUUUCAGCAGAUGGGUAGUUAAUAGAUGCAUGACUGGGGAAAAGCCUUGCUUGUUUUAUUCCUAUCAUGUAGUUUUACCUUGUUUCCUUUUUUUUUUUUAAUAACUUCUUGAGAUUUUAUAUAAUAAGAUAUACUUAUGACCACUUUCAUUUCUCUGUUGAAAGUUUUUGUUUAUGUUAAUACAUGUAUUUGAUAACAUAAAUAUCACAUUGUUUGAAGUUAUUUCAUAGAGUGAUGGGUUAAAUUGUAUCCGCACAUUGUACAUUUGUUGUUAUAGAUUUGUGUAAAUAGUCUCUGCAUACUUUUUAAAGAAAUCACAUGUAUGAUGUACAGCGCUUGUAGUUAUGCUGAUAAGGCUUCCAAAAAAGCUGAAUCCACACGUUUUAAAAAGAAAUUUGAAGAAAUUUUUCUUUCAAUGCAUGAAUUGGCAAUGACACAGCUUACAUUGUCAUUUGAAUAUAUUUAGGUGAAAAUUGUGUAUGUUUAUCCUACAAUGUGUGCAUAGUGUAUUUUUAUUUUAUUUAUUUGAUUGGUGUUUUACGCGUAAUGAAGAAUAUUUCACUUAUACAAUGGCAGCCAGCGUUAUGGUGGGAGGAAGCAUAUUGUAUAAAGACAACUAUUCAUUCAAUGCAUAAAUUUCAAGCAGAACCUUUUCAAAUGAUAGCUUGUUUUAUUGUCUUGAGUAAGAAUUCUUAGAUCGUUUGUCCAUAAUAUUGCAACUGUGGCACCUUCAUGAUUUGUGUUGGUAUUUUAACAUUUUUUUUUGAAAUCAGUAGUUAACAGUUGAACAGACUUAAAUGUCUCAUUUGGAAUGAAUUUUUAUCAGCUCCCGUAUGGUAUAUCUUUAUUUUAUCUUUAGAUAUUCAUUUUAAUGAAAUUUUAUUACCAGUUCUGUAGAUCUGAUGUAUAAAAAAGUUGAAAAAGAAAAAAGUCCUCCAAAAAAUUUCUGAAAGUUGAGGAUUAAGAAAAUAAUACUUUUGUGUAUGUUGUUCCAUUUCUGUUAAAACUUGGAUCCAGUUAAUUCAAAUGGGUUUUUAAAAACAAAAAUCCAUAUGAACUGAUCUUGCAAUAAAGCAUGCUUGUGAUACUG
Liolophura sinensis is the source of this 4306-nucleotide messenger RNA. Its product is annotated as GTP-binding protein 2-like. NCBI's taxonomy places the organism in Eukaryota, Metazoa, Mollusca, Polyplacophora, Chitonida, Chitonidae. The transcript is spliced from 12 exons. Gene Ontology annotation, biological process: translational elongation. Gene Ontology annotation, molecular function: translation elongation factor activity; GTP binding; GTPase activity. The record is from RefSeq and is a predicted model, not a curated record. The coding region runs from base 69 to 1790 and encodes 573 amino acids.